Molecule: messenger RNA, 7275 nt
Organism: Lecanosticta acicola
Lineage: Eukaryota; Fungi; Ascomycota; Dothideomycetes; Mycosphaerellales; Mycosphaerellaceae
Source: the annotation of a GenBank genome assembly
AUGGCCCGGCGAGCACUCGCAGUGGUUGGAAACCAUGUCAAUGGCCAUGUCAAUGGAGAUGCGCCACCUUCGACACUCGCAGCGCAGCUCGUGCAACAACAGAGUCGACAAGAUGCAAGCCAGCAUCUGGGAGGGGUUGCCACCUUCCAAGAGUUACUCCAUGAGAUCUUGCACAAUGACUCCGCCGUCCAGGAGACAGACGUCAAUGUCAACGUCCAACUCAUUAGUGUCGUAACCCAGAUGGGACUUGAGCCCAUUACAAAGGACAAUCCGUUUUCCAACUGGGAUGUUUUGAUUCCACAGGCCGUAAACAGCAUCGCUGUUAUCGAGAAGACGAUCGUUCGUCAACCAGAUGUUUUACUGGCACAGGCUGCGCAAGACGGCCCUCAAAUAUUCCUGACUCUGUUAACCACACUCCUUGCGGCCUGUGGGCCACCAAAAUGCCGAGAGCUACCCAUCCCUCGGCUGCUGAGUUCUGCUCUCGCAGCACUAUCCAAAUCGAGUCACCUCUGGCAACAAGCUCUUGUCCUCCAGGAAGUAAUCCGGGAAUGCGUGGACGGUAUGGCGAUCUCAUCUUGGUAAGUAAUUUCUUGGCUUACUUCAUAUCCCAGAUACUCUUUCUGCUCUCGAAGCCCUGCCAACGCCCAACGCUGCUCUCAACCUCCGGCUGCCUCCCGCGAGGAGCGUCGGGAAGUUAUGGCCGAGCUCAGAGAACAGCAUUACUGUACCGAAUGGCAGCACAACGACCAUCAACGAUAUUUCUCGCGCAUUCAUAAUCUCCUUCGACCUCUCUGGAGUACAAGCAUUCAGCGCUGCGUGGGAACGCGAAACUCAGCGUCGACUGCAGAUUCUUAUUAUGCGAUUCAGACCACAACUGGAACAGACAGGACUGUGGGAGCAAUUGCUAAAUCGUCUUCUUCGCUCAUUUGAUUGUUGGCCUUUGCUCCCUACCUUACUGCAGGAAAUUGCAAGAAACAGCUCCUCUAACUCUGUGCAAACGGGGGUCGGGAGAGCUCUUCUGGAAACACUGCGGUACCAUUCUGGCCUCGCAGCGGAUGCGUUAAUGCCGUGUCUUCGCAAUAUCGCGAGUGGCGAAGCUUGGAACGGCCUGCACGGAGACUUGAAAAUUGCCAUCACUACCUGGCUGUGCCGAUUUGACCCAGAGGAUGACCUACCCCAGUCAGCGAUUGAUGUGCGAGAAGCAUUCCGCCAGGGCAAUUUCAUGAGCGACAAUGAUCUCCAAGCCGCUUUCAAGCAGUUGAGUGUCUUUCAAUCACCAAUAAUGGCGCGUUCAAGGAGGCGAAAGCGCCGUCGAAUUUCAGCAGAAGCGUCUGACACUAAGCGAACGGCCGCGAUGCAGCUUGCGUCCAGAUUGCUUACUGGCAUCGAGACCACCGAUUUAUCAACGCUUCCCGAGGUGGCAAGCUCUGUGUAUGCAACUCUCGAUGAGGACAACAAAUGCACAGCUUGGCAGUCUUUGGUUGACUUGGCUACUCACGACCUUCCUACGACCCUCCAGACCGUGUCAAAGCUUAUCGAACUACCUGAGCUUAACAACACCCAGCUUCCACGCGUGCUGUCCGUUCUUGCAGUCCAAGCUUGCGUCGAACGUACCGCCGACGCAGAUUAUACCUCACUAGGACACUCCCAGUUCGGAAAGUAUUGUUUGACGGCCCUUCAUAGCUCGACUCGCAACCUCAGAAUUGCAGGUGGAAACUCGCUUCCAAGCUUUCUAAGGGAAGAUUUGCCCGAGGAGGUGCGGACACAGAAUCGUCAACUUGCAUUGGAGUACCUUCGAACACUCUCGGAUCGAAAUGCACCCAACGAGCAUGAGACGCUCAUAGCGGCCUGGGGUCAGGUUGCUGUUGCGUGUGGUGAGCGUGAAUUGAACCUCGUCCUCCUGCGGCUGGUGGACUACUUGGGCCACGGCAACCCUCUAGUGGCAGGACUGGCGUUCGCCGAAAUUGAGGCAAUUGCUGCGGUCAAAAGCAUGAGUACAUUGGAUCUCUUCCGACCAUUCUGGCGUUCCGUGGCCGUAUUUGCGGUUCAAGAGCUCAACGUCAAUCCGCAGAAGACGCAGAGACUUUGCGAAGUGCUCCACUGCAAGGACGUCGCGUCGUUCCUCAAAAUGACACAGCAAGAUACUCUUCCAGCCUUAGUGCUCACCAAGAAGAGAGACAUCAUUCAGCGAAUCGCAGAUACUAGAGGUGAAGGUACCUCAGUAAGACAAGUCUGCUUGUCGCCAUUGGCAAAUUUGGCAUCCAUACUCACCAGUCUUCUGACUCAAUCCCCUUCUGCCGACAUCGAAGAGUCGGCAUCCGCAUGUCUCAUUGAGGUGGACCCUGAACUCAAGCGUUGGACUCUACACGAACUGAUCAAGCAAGAUCCAGCCUUGAUUGCAGCUGAGGUACUCAAAUAUUGUGGAGAAGAAAGUGACAACCGCAAAUCAAGAGCAUACCAAGGCUUUUAUACGCUCGCGAGCAUCGAACAAGCUCCCAACAGCCAACGCAAGGCCAAGUCUAGAGAUAACCGAUCAGUUGCGGCUUUCUUCGAAGGACACAUCCUGGGAAUCAUUGCGCAUUUCUCCACUCGACUGGAAGAGAACAAACCUACAACCGAGUGUCUCGCGGAAAAGGUUCGGUGCCUGAAGGGUCUUGCAGAAGUAUUCGUUUUGUCCAAAGGGAGCGUAUCCAAAGCUCUCCCGCAAAUACGAGCAUGUCUGCAAUGUGGUCUUGAGCAGCCGGAGUUGACCGAGCUUGCCUUCAGUAAUUGGCUCGCUCUACUGCCACUCCUCGAGGAAGCAGACAUCAAAGGCAUUAUUGAUGAAUUUCUGGUCCUGGUGGUGAGGCAUUGGUCAACAUUCUCGGCGGACUUACAGCGAAGGACUCACGAUAUGAUUGCUGACCUGAUUCACAAGCACCAGAAAAUGCUGCAGGACAACCUUAUGAUGUUACCCUCUCUGGCUGGCAUUCCGCUUUUGUCUAAGUUUGCUGCAGAAUUCGAGAGAUUGAAGGAUGCAGAGAGCACCGAGAGCCACUGCACGGCUUUUACGACUCGUUUGAGAGACGAUACGGAUACUGUCGUGCUUCAAGCACUUCACGAGCUGGUGCCAUUCCUUGAAACACGCCAAGACUUCGUCCACGACACUGCAUCCAGCGAGCAACCUUCACCGGUCUUGUCUGAGCUGAUCUGUGCCUUACUCGACGUUACCGUCAAGUAUUCUGGCAUCGACGAUAAUACUGCUAUUCUUUGUGGCAAAGCGCUGGGUAUCAUUGGAGCUCUCGACCCUAACAGAGUCGAGGCGAAUCGAAAGAAGAGACAACUAUUGGUUCUGUCUAAUUUCGACAAGGCCAACGAGACCAUUGACUGGAUCAUGGCUCUCUUCGAGGACGUGCUUGUGAAAGCCUUCAAGUCGGUCACAAAUGUUCGCACCCAGGGCUUUCUCGCCUUCACCAUGCAGGAGCUCUUGAAGGCUUGCAGUUUGAACGAGCAAGCUACCUUCAGAACUCGCGCUUCGCAGGCUCCUUUGGCUUGUGGACGCUGGAACGAGUUACCCGAACACAUUCGCACAACUCUGACACCAUUCCUGAGCUCUCAUUACACAGUCACAAGCAACAGCAAAUCUGAAGCCGGGGAACCGCGGGUUUAUCCUUCUUUCACACCAGACGCCAGUCCCAGCCAGUGGCUUCGAUCCUUAACAGGAGAUCUACUUCUAAGAGCGAACGGAGACAACGCCAAGGAGAUCUUUCCGCUUUUGGCGAGGACUGUACGUGGUCAUGACAUGGCGAUAGGCCGAUUUGUUUUCCCCUUCGCCGUGCUGAAUGUGGUACUUGGAGGUACUGUGGCCGAGCUCCAAGGGCUAGCUGAGGAGUUUCUUGCUGUUCUCAAUGCGAGUCCAGCAACCCCCUCUCAGCAGGAAACCAUACGGCUAUGCAGCGAGACUGUCUUUUCAGUGCUUGAUUACCUAUCAACAUGGCUCAGAGAGAAGAGAAAAGAAUUGUCUGAGACUCGAGCUGCGGCAUACAAGACAGGCCAUUCGCCGAAUGAAUUCGAUGAGGCGCGAGAUAUGGGUCAGAUUGAAACUGUGGAAGCCUUUUUUGCCCUUAUACCGGCCGAGAUAAUUGCGCGACAAGCUAUGGAGUGCAGAUCCUAUGCGCGUGCGCUCUUCCACUGGGAGCAGUACAUCCGGCAGGCGCGUGAUCUCAUCCCCUCGGGACGUCUUUCGGAAAAGGAAGAUGGAAUGUACGACAGACUCCAGGAGAUAUACUCUCAGAUCGACGAACCCGAUGGUCUUGAGGGCAUCGCUGCUCACCUACCUAUCAUAAGCGAGGAUCAGCAGGCUUUCAACCAUGCCAAAUCUGGUCGCUGGGCGGCGGCUCAGGCUUGGUAUGAGCUACAGUUAGCUGAGCAGCCUGACGUGCCGGACUUGCAGCACAAUGUGCUCCGGUGCCUUCAAGAGACUGGGCAGUAUACGCCUUUACUGAAAUAUGCUGAGACCUUUCUCAAUGCCAGCCGCGGCACCAAUGAGAAGCGCUUCACUACCGAGAUGCAUCUUCCUCUUGCAGCCGAAGCCUGCUGGAUGACCGAGAAUCUCAACGGCCUCGAAAAAGUGCUCUCAAAUCAUGCACAGAAGGACGCAACAGAGUUCAAUGUAGGAAUUGGACAGUGUCUCUUAAGAGCCGCCGAUGUUUCAGAGGGGUCGUUUCUGGGCGAGCUACAGCGCCUACGCAAGUCGAUCACUGAGAGUUUGUCCAUGGCGGGGACCGACACUUUGCAGAAUUGCCACAGUGAGCUUCGGAACCUACAUGUGAUAUACGAACUUGAAGCUUUGAUGAAUGCGGACGCAGCUCAAGCGUCAACAAUGCUACAGGCCUUCGACAAGCGACUUGCUGCAAUGGGGUCAUACAUACAUGAUAAGCAGUAUGUCCUAGGCAUCCGGCGUGCAGCGAUGCGACUUCGCCCAGAAGCCUACAAGGACUCAAAGAUCGGGGCCUCCUGGCUCACGACAGCCAAACUCGCUCGCCAAGCGAAAAACAUCAGCAGCGCUUACAACGCUGUUCUUAAAGCUGCAGAAUAUGACGAGCGCGGUGCAAAGCUGGAACAGGCUCGUCUGCUUUGGCACGAGGGUCAUCAACGCCAGGCUAUUCAAGCACUGGAAGCAGCAAUCCAAUCGGGCAUCUUUGUAAAUGCUGAUCCAGAAGGAGAUACGCCCAUGUCCGACCCCAGUGUCAGCGUGACAAAAUCUGACGAGAUCAAUGGCUAUCGCCAAGACCCUCUCGAGGCUAAGGCUCUUCUGAUUCUUGCAAAAUGGCUUGAUGCUUCCGGGCAGAGUCAGACCAAGGACAUGACUGAUCGGUAUCAACUUGCCGCCAGACGCUAUCAGCGCUGGGAAAAAGGGCAUUAUUACCUUGGGAAACAUUACAGCAAGUUGCUUGAUGCCCAAAAAGCACUACCAAAAAACAAGCAGGCAGCUGCUUUCCUGACUGGUGAACUUUCCAAGCUCGUAAUCGACAAUUCGCUCCGAUCAAUUCCAUUCGGCAACAAGUACUGGCACGAAACCAUACCCAGAGUACUUACGCUAUGGCUUGAGCUUGGAAUGGAGGCGCGCCAAAAGAACGCCAAAGAGGAGCAGGCAACAUUCGACAAGCGAGUCAAGUCCCUUCAACAGUGCAACAAACAACUGCAGAAGUAUUUUGACAGGGUGCCGCCGUACGUGUUCUACCAUGCACUGCCACAAUUGAUCUCCCGCGUCACCCAUCCUCAUCCGGAUAUUUGGAAGCAAUUGUCCAACAUUCUAACGAGAAUCGGAGCUUCGCAUCCAAGCCAGGCAUUAUGGAGCAUUUUCCCGAUGACCAAAGCCGAAGAUCCAGUAAGAGUCGAAAGAGGAGUCGAGAUCCUGAGCAAGAUCAAGGACCCCAAGAACAAGCCGAAGACUGCUGAUAGCUCUAUUGACCUGCGCGUCCUCAUACAGCAUGGCCAGAAGCUCUGCGACAGCCUUCUCCAGGCAUCGGAGCGCCCGGUGGAGCCAAGAAAGGUUCAGAUAUCUCUGGCGAAAGAUCUUGCCUUCAAUCAUAAGCUUGCACCAAGCCAGCUAGUGGUUCCCAUCCAGGCGACUCUCAUUGCUGCGCCGCCGGCUGUUACGACCAGUGAAGCUAUUCGGAAGCACAGAGCUUUCACGCAAGAAAAGAUCAUCAUCCAGGGCUUUUCCGACGAAGUGUUGGUGCUCAACUCUCUUCAAAGGCCUCGGAAGAUCACCAUUCGAGGCUCAGACGGCAAGUUUUAUGGGCUACUAUGCAAGCCGAAAGACGACCUUCGCAAAGACCAGCGACUGAUGGAAUUCAACGGCAUCAUCAAUCGUGCUUUGAAGCGUGAUACCGAGAGCAGCAAGCGUCGCUUGUACAUCAAGACGUAUGCAGUGACGCCGCUGAGUGAAGAGUCCGGCUGUAUCGAGUGGGUUGAGGGGAUUACGCCGCUGCGAGAUAUCCUUCUCGGCCUCUAUAAUCGCAAAGGUAUUCGUCCGAACUAUGCGGAGAUCAAGAAAGAUCUGGACGUUGCCUCGGCGGCUCCGGAGAAUGCACCCGUCUUUGCAAAGAAGGUGCUCAGCCAAUUCCCUCCGGCACUACACGAAUGGUUUACCGAGACAUAUCCGGAGCCGGAUACCUGGUUCGCAGCACGCUUGAGAUACGCGCGUUCUGCGGCAGUUAUGUCGAUGACCGGGCACGUCCUUGGAUUGGGCGACCGACACGGCGAGAACAUCCUCCUGGAAGAGAGCACGGGUGGAGUCUUCCACGUGGACUUCAACUGUCUCUUCGACAAAGGGCUCACGUUCGAGAAGCCCGAGAUGGUGCCGUUCCGCCUGACGCCCAACAUGCAGGACGCCAUGGGUCCGUAUGGACAUGAAGGACCUUUCCGCAAAUCGAGCGAGUUAACGUUGGGACUGCUGCGACAAGAACGGGAUACGCUUAUGACUGUCCUGGAGACAUUUCUCUAUGAUCCCACUACCGAUUUCGUGGGAAAGAAGAAGCGAUCCACCGUCGGCGUUCCCGAGACCCCGGCUGAGAUUCUUGAGAGCGUGGACACGAAGUUGAGGGGGUUGCUGAGGGGGGAGACGGUUCCACUGAGUGUGGAGGGAUAUGUGGACGCUCUGAUCCAGCAGGCUACGAGCCACUUCCGGCUUGCGAGCAUGUACAUCGGUGAGUAGGGCCCUCCGUCGCCUGCGAUUGUCCAUGGCUAACAAGCUCGUCCUUCCUUCUAGGCUGGUGUUCUUUCCUCUAG